UUGGCACCGAAAAUUUUUUACUCUGCAAUUAUACUGCCAACGACUUCGACACCUUGUCCGUCAAAGAAGUUGGAGAUGGCAACCUUAACUUCGUCUUCAUCGUUCUCAAUUCCAUAGGUUCUUUUGUCAUCAAGCAGGCUUUGCCUUAUAUUCACUGCAUUGGGGAGUCAUGGCCGAUGACGAAGGAGAGAGCAUAUUUUGAAUACUUGGGGCUGAAAGAAGAGGGUCGCUUGAGCCCUGAGCAUGUUCCUGAAGUUUACCACUUUGACCGUACAAUGUCAUUGAUCGGCAUGCGUUACUUGGAACCGCCACAUAUAAUAUUAAGAAAAUGGUCGAUAGCUAGAAUUGAGUACCCUUUGCUUGCAGAGCACAUGGCUAAUUUCAUGGCCAAGACACUCUUUUUCACUUCCUCCUUUUUCGUACAACUUCCGAGCACAAAAGGGACGUUUUCCCCUUAUCUCGAUCGUGAUGCUGAAGCUGUUCGGGAAGACAAUCUGCUGAAGCUUGAAGUUGCUGAGCUGAAAUCCAAGUUCUGUGAGAGGGCCCAGGCUCUAAUACAUGGAGAUCUGCACACUGGUUCUGUUAUGGUUACUCGUGAAUCAACACAAGUUAUUGAUCCAGAAUUUGCAUUUUAUGGACCAAUGGGUUUUGAUAUUGGAGCAUUCCUGGAAAAUUUGAUUCUGGCUUACUUUUCUCAAGAUGGACAUGCAGAUCAAGCAAAUGAUCGAAAAGUAGGUUUCCUUCUUUAUGUAUAUUGGUUGUGUACUCUUGUGGCUCUUUGUGGCUUCUACACUUAGCAUAGUCCAAAGUUUUCUAUCGGAAAAAAAAAAGAAGGAAUGAAAUAGAAAAACACACAGGCACACACACCCUUAUUCUGCAUAAUCUGAUUUAAACGCUUUUGAUUCUCUUUGGUUCUUUUCGGAGGCCAAAUCUGUGCAUUUUUACAGUUUUGAAAUACCUUGGACUGUUCUGUUGUUUUGUCCUGCCUUGUCUUGUUUGUGCAUUUUUACAGUUUCAUUUAUU
Molecule: messenger RNA, 1023 nt
Organism: Arachis ipaensis
Lineage: Eukaryota; Viridiplantae; Streptophyta; Magnoliopsida; Fabales; Fabaceae
Product: methylthioribose kinase-like
Source: RefSeq, a predicted model, not a curated record